AUGCCUGACAGCACGCCAACCUGGGACUUCACCGGCACCUCCGCCUUCCCCGCCGCCUCCUCGAAACCCCCGCAUAUGCCCAUGCGCGCCCUCUCCAAGCGCCGCGGCGUGCACUGGGUCCAGUACUCCCCUCCCUCUGCCUCCGCGCACGCGCACGCGCACCCCGACACCUCCUCCGCAUACCUGCAGUUGCACAGCGAUACCCCCUUCCCGCGCAAGUGCGCGUCCGACGAUGCGCUGCGCGGCCGCACGCAGGACGGCUCCUCGACGCCUGACGCGUUCGCGCAGACGCAGCGCGCAGUCCGGAGGAAAAAAAGCUCGUUCGACCUGCGGGACUUGUUCCUCACCGGGGGCGUGCCUCCCGGCCACCGCGCGCCCUCUGCAUCUGAAUCAUAGGACCACUGGCGGGCUUCUUGUUACGACUGUCAUGACCUUCACGACCACCAUGCGGACAUUUCUUGCUGCUGUCCGACUACAGAAUGAGGUUAUAUUGCGGGCGUUGUAGAGCGUUGGGCUCACGGACUUGGGCUCAUGGACUAGAAGUGUAUGACGUCACUAAAAGACAUGUAAUGUAGUAUGCAU
Trametes versicolor FP-101664 SS1 is the source of this 582-nucleotide messenger RNA. RefSeq lists its product as uncharacterized. Bases 1 to 396 code for a protein of 131 amino acids. The transcript has 2 exons. Lineage: Eukaryota; Fungi; Basidiomycota; Agaricomycetes; Polyporales; Polyporaceae. The record is from RefSeq and is a predicted model, not a curated record.